This is a messenger RNA of Exophiala oligosperma, 1491 nucleotides long. RefSeq lists its product as uncharacterized. NCBI's taxonomy places the organism in Eukaryota, Fungi, Ascomycota, Eurotiomycetes, Chaetothyriales, Herpotrichiellaceae. Bases 1 to 1491 code for a protein of 496 amino acids. The record is from RefSeq and is a predicted model, not a curated record. The transcript has 3 exons.
AUGCAGCUCUCAUUCAUUAAUCAAGGAGCGAAUACUCGCAGCCUAAGCGAGGCGGACCGGAGUACGAUACGUCGGAUCUCUCGACAAGUGGGAGCGGCAACCCGCAAAGCCAACGGUAACGGGAAGAAGGUCAACAAACUGCAAAUCCCCGACUUCCUGAUGUCUAGUCUUGGAGCAAAUUAUGAGGUGCAAGCUCCUUUAACAAACGCCCCAGGGUGCCACAAGUUGCUCAAGCCUAGACCAAAAGUCUCUGAUUUGCGAUCUAAGAAGAUUCCCAGCAAUGCGCCUGAGGGUGAACAGUGGAUGACGGCCAUCCCUGCUUCGUUGUCGUUCAAACCGAAUGGGCGGCCCAUCCCCUCAGGCAUUUCUGUCUUCAUGCUGCCCGACCUCACUGCAAAGCUGCUUGAUUAUGCUACCACUGUUGAUUUGCUCGCCAAUCCGGCCAGGUGGAUCAAGGCGUUCCGCCUGAGCAACCCUUCGGCCCUACAGCUUCUCCCACAACGCUACGGUUAUAGCAAAUGUCUAGAUGAUGCCAUUGAUUGCGCGGCUGGACGCAUUCGCCUAUGUCUAGCUGGGGAUGAGUCUGCACAGCAGUCUGAUAAGCUUGAGGUUGACAAAUUGUAUGGCCGAGCUUUGAGGAGCCUAAGCCUAGCCAUUGCCGCCCCCAGUCCGAUUGACUGGACGGUGUGGUACGCAACUUUGACAUUGCUUCUUGCUGAGGUGUUGGAUAACAAUAGCCAGAAUGGGUGGAUCAUGCAUGCACGUGGCGCGUUCGAUGUGCUGCUGGCUUUGGGCCCCGACAAGAUCCACACAGAAGUCGAGAAGGAUCUACUCAUCACGCAGGGUGGUGGUAUGAUCAUGGAAGCCACUUUUGCCAAUAUUGACUGUUUUCUGAGUCGGGCAGAGUGGCAAUCAGCCUUGCAACGCUGCAUAGAUCCUUCAUCUCAAGCAGGAAAACGCUCUGAAUCGGCGAUCAAGCUAUGGAUGAUUCUAGCUCGUGUGCCUGGAAUCUUCAGGAGCAUCACCGAGGUUGUUAUGCAUCGGAAUAACACCGAACUCAAGGCUGCAUUGAUCGACCAACUUCGUAUCUUGCUUGCCGAAUUGACAUAUUGGGGCCGCCACCUUCGCUCUGAAACAGGCAGCUUUCGCAGUCGAUAUGCACGGAGACACUAUCAAUCAACCACCACCAGAUACCUGUUGUUCUUAACAUUGGCCUACCGUUUUCAGACUGCUCUUGAUGUCGCUUCGGCACCUACGGCAGAGGCGAAUGCCGUCGAGGCUGCGUCUUGCCUUGAGAUAGUCAUCGAGUCGCACCAACGCAAGCCUGGAUCAGCUCCGACGCUGAGACUCGCGAGGAAGAUAGUUGAUUCGAUUAACACUACCACGGCGUGUUGGUCCCGGCCACAAUCAAGUGACCCAACAGCUCAAUCAGGGACAAUUGCACCCGAAGUGUUCACACAAUGGUCUACGUUGGUGGGAAGGGUGGUAUGA